This is a messenger RNA of Penicillium griseofulvum, 987 nucleotides long. RefSeq names its product Sirtuin family. Gene Ontology annotation, molecular function: NAD+ binding; histone deacetylase activity, NAD-dependent. The record is from RefSeq and is a predicted model, not a curated record. Lineage: Eukaryota; Fungi; Ascomycota; Eurotiomycetes; Eurotiales; Aspergillaceae. The transcript has a single exon. Bases 1 to 987 code for a protein of 328 amino acids.
AUGAAAUCCGAUAUCCAAUCAAUCGUUGACCGCAUCAAGACUGGAAAGGUCACGCGAAUCGUUGUCUUGACUGGCGCUGGUAUCAGCACUGGCGCUGGGAUCCCAGAUUUCAGAUCUCCAAACACAGGGCUGUAUGAUAAACUUGCUCCAUUGAGACUGCCUUAUCCAGAGGCGAUUUUUCACAUCAAUUAUUUCUCCCACACACCUGAGCCAUUCUACGCAAUCGCCCAGGCACGUCACCCAGGAAAUCUCAAACCGACAGUCACUCAUGCAUUCCUGGCACUGCUCGCGAAAAAGAAUAUCCUCCAUUUUCUUUUCACUCAAAACAUUGAUGGGCUUGAGCAUGAUGCUGGUGUUCCACUUGAAAAGGUUCUCUGGGCUCAUGGAAACUGGAAGAGUCAACAUUGCUAUAAGUGCAAGUCGCCAUAUCCCGACGACCUCAUGAAUAAAGCGAUUCGAGAGGGCGAAGUGCCAUAUUGUCUUGAGACCGAAUGCAGGGGUGCGGUGAAGCCAAAUGUUGUAUUCUUUGGACAAUCUCUGCCGGCUGAAUUUGAGGACAAGCAGAAAGUUGUCCUCGAUGCAGACUUGAUGCUUGUCAUGGGCACUAGUUUGAAAGUGGCACCUUGCUCUAGACUACCAGGUAUGGUAAAGGAGGGUGUUCCUCGGGUUUUGAUCAACAAUGAAAAAGCAGGAGAUCUGGGUAAUCGAGACGAAGAUGUGUGCAUCCUCGGGAGCUGUGACGACGGUGUUCGUCAAUUAGCUGAUGCACUUAGGUGGGGAGAGGACUUGAACAAUCUUUGGGAGAAAGCGGUCGCUGCAAAGAAAGACGAUGAAAGAUUUGACGGUGGCCCAAGCCUAGAUGAGUGCAUUGAAAAAUUGGCUAGUGGGAUGAAGGAGAAGAUGAAGGUGUCGGAUGGGCACAAACGCAUGUUGGAGAACCAUCUGAGAACUAAAUUUGAGAUAGGGAAAAGUCCUAUACACUCGUAG